CCUGGGGCAAAGGCCUUCCAGGUCACCUGAGAGCUUCCGUCCCUGUUUCUGACCCUAAACAGAGGCAGUGGCGUCCGGGACUAAGCUGGGUAUCUUGGAGGGAGAGAAGAUGGCAUUGUGGAGCCCUGACACCCCAUGUUCCUGCGACUGCUUUGUCUCGGUGCCCCCAGCCUCGGCCAUCCCAGCGGUGAUCUUUGCCAAGAACUCAGACCGACCCCGGGAUGAGGUGCAGGAGGUCGUGUUUGUACCAGCAGGCACUCACACCCCUGGGAGCCGGCUCCAGUGUACCUACAUUGAGGUGGAACAGGUGUUGAAGACCCAUGCUGUGAUCCUGAGCCGCCCUUCUUGGCUAUGGGGGGCUGAGAUGGGUGCCAAUGAACAUGGUGUCUGCAUUGGCAAUGAGGCUGUGUGGACCAAGGAGCCAGUUGGGGAGGGGGAAGCCCUGCUGGGCAUGGAUCUACUCAGGCUGGCUUUAGAACGGAGCAGCUCAGCCCGGGAGGCCUUGCAUGUGAUCACAGGCUUGCUGGAGCACUAUGGGCAGGGGGGUGGCUGCCGGGAGGACCCCACACCGUUCUGCUACCACAACACCUUCUUGCUGGCUGACCGGACUGAGGCGUGGGUGCUGGAGACGGCGGGGAGACUGUGGGCUGCACAGAGGAUCCAGGAGGGGGCCCGCAACAUCUCCAACCAGCUGAGCGUCGGCACGGACAUCUCCGCCGAACACCCAGAGCUCCGGACCCAUGCCCGGGCCCAGGGCUGGUGGGGCGGCCAGGGCACUUUUGACUUCGCUCAGGUCUUCUCCCUGACCCAGCAGCCCGUGCGCAUGGAGGCUGCCAAGGCCCGCUUCCAGGCUGGGCGGGAGCUGCUGCAGCAGCAGCAAGGGGGCAUCACGGCAGAGGUGAUGAUGGACAUCCUCAGGAACAAGGAGAGUGGCAUCUGUAUGGAUUCUGGAGGCUUCCGCACCACAGCCAGCAUGGUGUCUAUCCUGCCCCAGGAUCCCACACAGCCAUGCAUCCACUUCCUCACUGCCACGCCAGACCCGUCCAGGUCAGUGUUCAAACCUUUCAUCUUUGGGGCGGGGGCAGCCCAGGCCCCCCAGGUGCUGUCCCCUACUUUUGGAGCACAGGACCCCAUUCGGACCGUGCCACGAUUCCAGACUCAGGUGGAUCGCCGGCACACUCUCUACCGUGAACACCAGAAGGCCCUGGGGCUGAUGGACAGGGAGCAGGAUCAGGGGCAGCAGCUGCGGCAGAAGCAGCGGGAUCUGGAGCAGGAAGGCCUAGAGGCUGCACGGGGUCUGCUGGCUGGGGAGUGGGCCCCGCCGCCCCAGGAGCUGGGUGGCCUCUUCCACGCCUUUGUGGAGAGGGAGCGCCAGGCGUAUGCCUGAGCAUCACAGCUUGUCCCGGCCUGGGGUGGGGUGCGGGGGUGGGCCUUGGACCCCUGGGGAUAGUAGGAUCAGAGCAAUCCCUUCAUGCCCCCAGCCUCGUUCUGAGUAGCCAGCUCAGCCUUUGCCUUAAUAAAUGUGUUUUAUGUCUUA
Molecule: messenger RNA, 1537 nt
Organism: Pteropus alecto (black flying fox)
Lineage: Eukaryota; Metazoa; Chordata; Mammalia; Chiroptera; Pteropodidae
Gene: SCRN2
Product: secernin 2
Exons: 8
Coding region: 110-1387 (425 amino acids)
Biological process (GO): proteolysis
Molecular function (GO): cysteine-type exopeptidase activity; dipeptidase activity
Source: RefSeq, a predicted model, not a curated record